UAGUAUUGGUGCUAUAGGUUUUUGCCUUUAUGGUACAACUUAAAAUUGUACAUUUACGUUAGGGUACAACUUCAGAUUGUACCUAUACUUUUUGUGCAAAUUCUUUUACGGUACAACUUGAACUUGUACCUUUAUGUGAUGGUACAACUUCAAGUUGUAAAGUUGUACCAUAACAUAAUGAUACAAAUUGCUUUAUGGUACAACCUAAACUUAUACAUUUAAUGUUAUGGUACAACUUUGAGUUGUACAUUAAAGCAUUAAUACUAUAUAGCAUAGUAGAAGUGCUCACGAAGUAAGCAAGUUGUAAGAAAAUCACGAUAAGAAGGAAACAUUAUCGAUCGCUAUCUUUAAUUCGUGGACAUUGUAUACCAUGAGUAUGGACUUGUAUUAGUUAGCUACCUUAUCUUAUUGGUUUCUUCGAAUUUACUACGGUGAGUUGUCUAUAUACCCUAAAUCCUAAUACGUUGAUACAAUUGAAUCAAUGACACUCCGGAAUUCGAAUAUAACCCAAACAUGCCAUGUCUAAUCAUUUUUUUUUUCAUGUGAAGUGAAACAACUUUAUGAAAAAAUUGGAGUUCAUUCCAAUCAAAAUUGGUUCUUGGACUCACAAGUUAUAGCACCUCACCCACCCUUGGUUAAUAACCUAACAAGGAAUCCCAGAAUAAAUCGCCAUUCGGAAUUCCGAAACCUAAUUGAAAUACUAAUGAAAAGUAUAUUGAAAACAUGUGAAAACAACAGUUUGUCGUUUCCGAAAACAGCAGAAAGGUGCCACUUUCUGUUUUCAUAGUUGGAAACUAAUAGAAAACAGAAUGAAAAGUAAACAAAUUUUCUCGUUUCGAUUACCAAAUUUAUGACAUGAAAACAAAAUUUAGGAAACGAAAAAUGGAAAUGAACAGAGCCUAAGAUAUCUUGGCAGUUUUUGCUACAUAAAUAAAUGGCAGUCUAGACUAGUGGAUGACAAUCUCCUUACUGAACAAAACUUCAGUGACUAAUUUGGAAGUGACAGAAAGUUUUGUGACCAUUGUGAAAUUGGCCUGCCAAGCAAACCCACCAAUCAAUCCUCACGGUCAGAAUCAGAAACGAACAAAAAUGGAUCCCCGUGUUCACACCGACCCGACCCGCCCCCCGCCCGCACAACCCGUCUCUCUGCAUUCUGCAACAACAAGAACAAACAACAGUUUUUCUUUUUCCUUUUCGUUUUCCGGGUUUUCCACCCAAAAGAAAAAGGAAUCUCCCCCUACCCAUUGAGCUUGCGUGCGAAGAAUUUACAGAUACAGACUUCCCGAUUUCAACGCCGCUCGCUCUCCUAUAUAACGACUCUUCCCCACCAAUCCAACACCCACAUUCUCCUUCUGCAAUUCCAAAGCUAGCGACAAUGGCGUCGUUAUCAGCUUCCUUCCUCCUCUUCUCCCUCCUCUUCGCCUCCGCCGCCGCCAUGGACAUGUCGAUCGUCGAUUACGACGCCCGGCACGGCCUCCCGGCUCCGGAGAGGAGCGAGGCGGAGCUGCGGACGAUGUACGAGAAGUGGCUGGUGGCCCACCGCAAGAACUACAAUGCCCUAGGAGAGAGGGAACGGAGGUUCGAGAUUUUCAAGGACAAUCUGAGGUUCGUCGACGAGCACAACUCCGUCGACAGGAGUUACAAGGUGGGUUUGAAUCGGUUCGCCGAUUUGACCAACGAGGAGUACCGGUCGAGGUAUUUGGGGGUUUCGAUGGAGAGGAAGGUCAACGGCUCGUCGGCCGCCGUCGUCGGGGGUAGGUAUUUGUUCAAAAAGGGCGAUGACUUGCCGGGCUCCGUCGAUUGGCGCCAGAAGGGAGCUGUGGCUCCGGUGAAAGAUCAGGGCCAGUGUGGUAGUUGCUGGGCAUUCUCGACUGUUGGAGCUGUAGAAGGGAUCAACCAGAUUGUCACUGGCGAGCUGAUCACCCUGUCAGAACAGGAGCUUGUUGAUUGCGAUACUUCCUAUAACCAGGGCUGCAAUGGUGGUCUCAUGGACUACGGCUUCCAGUUCAUCAUCAACAACGGCGGGAUCGACACCGAAGAAGAUUACCCUUACAAGGCUGUCGACAGCGUCUGUGAUUCCAACAGGAAAAAUGCCAAGGUUGUCACCAUAGACGGGUUCGAGGACGUCCCAACGAACGACGAGAAGUCACUGAAGAAGGCCGUGGCACACCAGCCCGUGAGCGUGGCCAUCGAAGCCGGCGGCAGGGCGUUCCAGCUAUACCAGUCGGGAGUCUUCACCGGCCAGUGUGGAACUCAGCUCGACCAUGGCGUCGUUGCAGUUGGGUACGGCACCGAGAAUGGUGUAGACUACUGGAUCGUGAGGAACUCGUGGGGUCCGAGCUGGGGAGAGGAAGGAUACAUCAAGAUGGAGCGCAAUGUGGCUGGCACGAAGACUGGGAAGUGCGGCAUUGCAAUCGAGGCUUCGUAUCCAACCAAGAAGGGUGCUAACCCGCCUAAACCGGGCCCGACUCCUCCGACUCCGGCCACUCCUCCUCCUCCUCCGCCUCCUCCUUCAACCGUCUGCGACGACUACUACUCCUGCCCUGCAGGAACCACCUGCUGCUGCGUUUAUAAGUACGGCAGCUACUGCUUCGGGUGGGGAUGCUGCCCUCUCGAGUCGGCCACUUGCUGCGACGAUCACUACAGCUGCUGCCCUAAAGAGUAUCCAGUUUGUGAUCUCAAGGCUGGAACUUGCAGAAUGAGCGAGAGUAAUCCGUUUGGAGUGGCGACGAUGAAGCGGUUCUUGGCUAAGAGCAUCAGGCCUCGCCUGCAGAUGGAGAUCUAAUGGAGAACUGGAAGUUUGAGGAGAGUUUGCAUUAUGAUAAAUUAUUGCCGCAAUCAUCAUCCCCCUUUAUUUGGUUUUAAUUGUUGAGCAAUUUCGAAUUUCUGAGACUGAUAUAGUGGUGCUUUGGUGUAUAUAUAUGUAUUCAGACACCAAUUGAAUCAAUUGCAACUUGCAAGUUAUUGCCUUUCCGAUUAUCAAUUGCUGGAAUUCUUCUGAUCACUGAUUGUUUGGGUAGUAAAUUUCGUAUUUGGUCAUUGAGUUUGCUAAAAAAGUGACAUAUUUAAUCACUAGAAAUAUUUAAUUCUAAUUUUGGUCACUUGAGUUUGUCAAACAACUCAUAAUGGUCACUCGAAUUAGUCAAAUAGUUCGUGUUUGGUCACUUGAACUGGUCAAAUAGUCCAUGUAAAUGGAUUGUUUGACUAAUUCGAGCGACCAAACAUGAACUGUUUGAUUCCUUCGCGUGACUAACAUUGGAAUUAAAUAUUUGUAUGUACUAAACAUAUUAGAAUGAGGUGGUCCACCUCAUUUUGCAUCGUUUGAAACAAAACAUUUCACGAUUUAUUGAAUGAAUUUAGGUGUAACAU
Molecule: messenger RNA, 3369 nt
Organism: Linum trigynum
Lineage: Eukaryota; Viridiplantae; Streptophyta; Magnoliopsida; Malpighiales; Linaceae
Source: the annotation of a GenBank genome assembly